GUGAGACACAAGAAAAGCUUGCGCGCCACCGCCCUCCUCGGGAGAGAGAGGUUGGAGUGAGGCAAAGCGGAGAACCGCAUUUCAAUGAGGACCAGCUCCGGCGCAUCCGUGCACUAGCGGCCGCAGCCUAGACGCUUGUACUCCGCAGCCCCAGCCGCGCCCAGCCCGGCGAGGACAGCUCCAGCAGCCAGCCACAGACAACCCAGCGGCCACCCGCGAACGGUUCCACAACGCAAGCCAGUCAUGUCAUUCGGCAGAGAUAUGGAGUUGGAGCAUUUUGAUGAGCGGGACAAGGCGCAGAGGUACAGCAGGGGGUCCCGUGUGAACGGCCUGCCAAGCCCCACACACAGCGCCCACUGCAGCUUCUACCGUACCCGCACGCUGCAGACGCUGAGCUCCGAGAAGAAAGCCAAGAAGGUUCGAUUCUACAGAAAUGGGGACCGCUACUUCAAAGGGAUUGUUUACGCCAUCUCUCCAGACCGCUUCAGAUCCUUCGAAGCCCUGCUGGCUGAUUUGACCCGAACUCUCUCGGAUAACGUGAAUUUGCCCCAGGGGGUGAGAACCAUCUACACCAUCGAUGGACUUAAGAAGAUCUCCAGCCUGGAUCAGCUGGUGGAAGGUGAAAGCUAUGUCUGCGGCUCCAUUGAGCCCUUUAAGAAACUGGAGUACACCAAGAAUGUGAACCCCAACUGGUCGGUGAACGUCAAGACCACCUCAGCUUCCCGGGCAGUGUCCUCGCUGGCCACUGCCAAGGGGGGUCCUUCGGAGGUUCGGGAGAAUAAGGAUUUCAUUCGACCCAAGCUGGUCACCAUCAUCAGGAGUGGGGUGAAGCCUCGGAAGGCUGUCAGGAUCCUGCUGAACAAGAAGACGGCCCAUUCCUUCGAGCAGGUGCUCACUGACAUUACCGAUGCCAUCAAGCUGGAUUCGGGUGUGGUGAAGCGCCUGUACACCCUGGAUGGGAAGCAGGUGAUGUGCCUUCAGGACUUUUUUGGUGACGAUGACAUUUUUAUUGCAUGUGGACCAGAGAAGUUCCGUUACCAGGAUGAUUUCUUGCUAGAUGAAAGUGAAUGUCGUGUGGUGAAAUCCACUUCUUACACCAAAAUAGCAUCAGCGUCGCGCAGGGGCACCACCAAGAGCCCAGGACCUUCCCGGCGAAGCAAGUCUCCCGCCUCCACCAGCUCAGUUAAUGGAACCCCUGGUAGUCAGCUCUCUACUCCACGCUCGGGCAAGUCACCAAGUCCGUCACCCACCAGCCCAGGAAGCCUGCGGAAGCAGAGGAUCUCUCAGCAUGGAGGCUCCUCUACUUCACUCUCCUCCACAAAAGUCUGCAGCUCAAUGGAUGAGAACGAUGGCCCAGGGGAAGGUGAUGAGCUUGGGAGAAGGCACAGCUUGCAGAGGGAAUGGAGGAGGGAAGAGUCUGAGGAAGGCUUCCAGAUUCCUGCCACAAUAACAGAAAGAUACAAAGUCGGGAGAACAAUAGGAGAUGGAAACUUCGCUGUGGUCAAGGAAUGUAUAGAAAGGUCAACUGCUCGGGAGUAUGCCCUGAAAAUCAUCAAGAAAAGUAAAUGUAGAGGCAAAGAGCACAUGAUCCAGAAUGAGGUGUCGAUCUUAAGGAGAGUGAAGCAUCCAAACAUUGUUCUCCUGAUCGAGGAGAUGGAUGUGCCGACUGAGCUGUAUCUUGUAAUGGAAUUAGUAAAGGGCGGAGACCUUUUUGACGCCAUCACUUCCACAAGCAAAUACACAGAGCGAGAUGCCAGCGGGAUGCUUUAUAACCUGGCCAGUGCCAUCAAGUACCUGCACAGCCUGAACAUCGUCCACCGCGACAUCAAGCCAGAGAACCUGCUGGUGUAUGAGCACCAGGAUGGCAGUAAGUCACUCAAGUUGGGUGACUUUGGCCUGGCCACCAUUGUCGAUGGCCCCCUGUACACCGUCUGUGGUACCCCAACGUAUGUGGCUCCAGAAAUCAUUGCAGAGACUGGAUAUGGCCUCAAGGUGGACAUCUGGGCAGCUGGUGUGAUCACUUAUAUCCUGCUGUGCGGUUUCCCUCCAUUCCGUGGAAGUGGCGAUGACCAGGAGGUGCUUUUUGAUCAGAUCUUGAUGGGCCAAGUGGACUUUCCAUCUCCAUACUGGGACAAUGUGUCAGAUUCUGCCAAGGGGCUCAUCAACAUGAUGCUGUUGGUGAACGUGGACCAGAGAUUUUCAGCUGUGCAGGUCCUUGAGCAUCCCUGGGUUAAUGAUGAUGGUCUCCCAGAAAAUGAGCAUCAGCUGUCAGUAGCUGGCAAGAUCAAGAAGCAUUUCAACACGGGCCCCAAGCCGAACAGCACAGCAGCUGGAGUUUCUGUCAUAGCAACCACCGCUCUUGAUAAGGAGAGGCAGGUUUUCCGACGAAGACGCAACCAGGAUGUGAGGAGCCGGUACAAGGCACAGCCAGCUCCACCAGAACUCAACUCGGAAUCAGAAGACUACUCCCCCAGCUCCUCUGAGACUGUUCGCUCCCCCAACUCACCCUUUUAAUAGGACCCUUUUACUCCUAGCUUAACCCUUUAAGACUCUGAGAUUCCCCCUUCCCCCAAACUUCUGUAAAACAGGUUCAUCUGAUCUAUCUAGCACUCAAUGCUUGAAUGGCAGAACAGAAAGUAUGUCUUGGGUACCUUUGUAGCAAGUUCCCUUUCACUGAAUGAGAAGGCAUGUGGUGUUUGUGAUGACGACGGUAAUUUGCUGCUAAUAGGGGUCCUUAAAGGGUUAAGGUGCAUUUGAGAUUUUUUUUUUUUUUAACAUAGAAGCAAUGAAUGUUUUCAUCAGUCAAGCGAAGAUCUGCAGUAUGUAACAUAGCACGCAUUAGCCCUCUGAGUGCAUAGAAUUUUCUUGAGAAUCCUUGCUGGGGAACAUUUCAGACCCUUGAGUAUAUUCACACAUAGUUCUUAAUUUUACUGCAGACCAAGGGGCGUUGUUAAGACCCUAAAACAUCCACACAAGAAGAGCAUGGAGGAUGAAACACUGCCGAUCCUUCUCUGCGGAUUUAGGACAUGACAGGCUUUUAUAAUGUCAGCUGAUGCACCCCUCUUUCCCAACCGUUUUCUGAAGAAGGGGAGUCAUUUUCCUAAGUCCUUCCUAUGGUUAGCUGCAGAGAGUUCUCUGCUUUUAUUGGGGGGGGGGGAUUAGGUUUGUGGCAGCCUGACCCAAGUGACUGACAGUGUCUCUCCCUGGCUCCAUACAAAGAUGUGCUGAUGACGUCCUCUAAAAUGCUGCUUCCCCAUUAGCUGCUGCUAGUGCCAGGCAGACCCCUGGGGAGCCACCUAGCCUUGGCUUGUGCUUGGUGAGUUGGGAUCUGUCUGCUCAGGAUCAGAAGAGAUCUAGAAAUAAUUGAUGAAAAGAGCAAUAAAUUAUCAGGUGCUCUACAGGGCUGGAAAUCCAACCAGCAAGGGAAAGCAAGGUCCUGUGGGUUGUUUUUUUUCUUUCUUUUUUCCUCAGCUGCUUUUACAUGGGACUGUAGCCACCAGUAUGAAACCAACACAGAAUACAAAAGACCUGGGGCACAAGGGAUCAAGAGGCGAGCACUUUGCAAAGUGACAGAAGGGAAAGUACAGUGGAAACACAGGUUUUAUAGAAAUAAACCAGUUCCAUAAGUAACUCUAGGGACCUGCAAGCCUCCCAGAAGAUACCUUGGAGGCUGAAGCUGCCACUCCCACCCAUGACUUUCUUUGUUAUGGCAUUGUCUCUAGGCGUCCAGGAGGGAUGCAUUGCUUUUCUGGUUUGGGGCCAAGGCCUGACUGGGAUUGGUUUUUCACUCCUGUCACCCAAUCUGUCUGCCCAGGCCUGAGUUUCUUUAGGAGCUGAUUGCAUUUUAGAAUGUAGGCUUUCCUGUUCCGUAUGUCCAUGCUCAGGAGGAUUCAGCAGUGUGUGGGAGGCAGGGCCAGCGCAAAUGUUGCCCUAAUGUUUUCUCAGCUUUGAGUGAGGAGAGAACAGUGAUAGGUUCCAGAAUGGCUACAAGUUCCUCGUUUUCUCUUUCUUACUUUGGAUGUAUUUUGUUGUCUUAGAAGUUAUGAACAACCUUUCCAUAGUCAGGUCUUUAUUUUUAAACUCCACAGUAGUCUUCACUGGCUGUGUUUAUACACAGUUAUAAACUAUGUUCCACACACACACACACAUAUAGACUUUCAAAUGGCAGGAUCCAGCAUUUCCUGCUCUUCCACACUUAAAUAUAACAUUUAUUUAGGUUUUUUUUUUCUUUUAGAGAGUCCAGAAAUGAUAGCAAAUAAAAUCACAAAAUGAUAUAAAGCAGUGUAUCAUUUGAAUUGGGUGUUGGGAGCAGGGACAGGGCACAGACCACCAGGAAGGGUGUUGGUAUAGGACCUAGAGCUGGAAAUCACUACUUUCUCUGAAACAGAAAAGCAAAGCAUCAUUCCAGGAUAAACAAGUAAUGGCAUAGCUGAGCCUCAACUCCAUGUAUGUGACUAAAAAACACCCUAUGGGAAAUAUCAGAGUGCCACUUUCCUGUCUCUGAAUUAUUGCUUUCCCCCUGGUCCUUAACAUACGGCCACAGUAUCCAGGGGCAUAGGCCCACAGCACAGGCCUCUGGCAUUUUUUUUCCAUCGAUAAUUUUUUCAUCACGCUACAAAAGGACAGCUCAGAAUUCAGAGCCUAUUCAGAAGGAUGAUCGCAGCAUAUCCCUCUAGAAUUUCAGUGAUCUAUGCUGAAUAAAUAGUGGAAUGUAACCUGUCAAGUAGAAAUAUUGAGCAAUCAGACGGAAUGCAGUAAUUCAGUAAUCUUCCCAGCAUUAAGCUACCAGGAGCUUGGAUGUCAGAGCUGUUACUCAGAGGGGCGACAGACAAGCACAAGGCUGACGACUUGCUGCAUCCAGAUUGCUUUGGUUUUAGCCAACACUAAUUUUUUCCCCUCAACAUUCUCAGAAUAGUUUCAGUUUGAAAUAAUUAAGUGGUGGUGUUCUUUGAAUUUCUAUAACCAAAUCAAUCUUAUUUUUUAUUUUAUGUAUCAUAGAAAAACUACGUGCCAUUAUGGCUGUGUAUCUCUGUAAUUAUCCACUUAACCAUCAUGAGUGUUUCCAUAUUUUUGAGUAUUGAAUAUAACUCUUAUGGUGGUAGUCUGGUGAUGGGAAUUGCCCUUCCUUUACCAACAGGACCCGUGCUGUCCUGUGGCAUUUAAAGGAUUCUUUCCAUUUGAGAGUAGAGUAGUUGAACAAUCAUUACUUGCUUCCUGUAAAUCAAUUCUGUAGAUGAGACCCGUUCAUAUUAAUGAAUUCAUUUCCCCCUCAACAUUGUAGCAGAAACUACUUUAUUUGUCAUGAUCAAUAAAUAUGUGAUUUGUUCCAAACUAUUAGAAGGGAAAGUUAAGAUCUUCGGUCCCUGGAAAUGUUCUGGCUGUAGCCCUCAUCUGACUCCCACGCGGUGCAGAUUAACAUAAGUAGAGGGGAAACGUUAAUAAACAACGGAAAACACUUGA
Molecule: messenger RNA, 5460 nt
Organism: Psammomys obesus (fat sand rat)
Lineage: Eukaryota; Metazoa; Chordata; Mammalia; Rodentia; Muridae
Gene: Dclk1
Product: doublecortin like kinase 1
Exons: 17
Coding region: 244-2514 (756 amino acids)
Biological process (GO): neuron migration; photoreceptor cell development; axoneme assembly
Cellular component (GO): axoneme; neuron projection
Molecular function (GO): protein kinase activity; microtubule binding; ATP binding
Source: RefSeq, a predicted model, not a curated record